This is a messenger RNA of Penicillium daleae, 195 nucleotides long. RefSeq lists its product as uncharacterized. Lineage: Eukaryota; Fungi; Ascomycota; Eurotiomycetes; Eurotiales; Aspergillaceae. Bases 1 to 195 code for a protein of 64 amino acids. The transcript is spliced from 2 exons. The record is from RefSeq and is a predicted model, not a curated record.
AUGGCGGUCACUCUGCAGGACCUCACUGUUUCAGAUGUGUCUGAAGGACGAACGCAAGCUGAGAAGGACAAGGUCGGGGUGAGGCCACAACAACAAGCUCUGGCCAUUGACACACACAAGCGCGUUAGGGGCCAUGAGCUGUGGGCGCUUGGUUGCAGAACCCUCUACCUGACUGGACAACGUGAUUGGGGGUAG